Molecule: messenger RNA, 1782 nt
Organism: Siniperca chuatsi (mandarin fish)
Lineage: Eukaryota; Metazoa; Chordata; Actinopteri; Centrarchiformes; Sinipercidae
Exons: 6
Coding region: 1-507 (168 amino acids)
Source: RefSeq, a predicted model, not a curated record
AUGGAGCUUGGAUGGAGUAUUUUCACCGGAAACUCUUCUGUGAUUAUUCGUUUUCAGUUUCAAUUCUCUGGCACUGGCUUGGCGUUGAGGGGCGGCGCAAGGAGAGUGAUUUCCAUUUUACCUAAAUACCAACGAGACCACGGCACUCUAUCUGAACCUCUGCACCUUCUCACAUCACCGCUCACAUACAGCAACCGGACAGAAGCAGACAAGUUCCAGAAAUGCCUGAGAGAGAAGAGAUUACUUCAACCAGUUCCACCAAGCUACAGUUCGUCUCACCCCAAAGGGACAGAUCCAGCAUGGACAGUUACGGGAGUGAGGGAUGUAAGGCACCUGUCUGAGAAAGUAAGGAAACAUGAGAACACCAGGGCACAUAUGGAUAAUUCAGUCCAGCUAACGUUAGCCACAUUAGGCAGAAUGAACAUCGCUACGCAGCUGGAUGAUGGCCACAGGAUUGCAGUGAGGAAACACAGUGAGGAGCUGACAUGUGAAAGCAUGGGAGACUGACUUUGAUGACCUAGCAAGCCAGCUAUCUACAAAGGAUCCAAAAAGCAACACGGGAGGAGGACCGGCAGCAGGAGGAUCGUCCCUUUGGCCCGGAGAAGAUUUUGUUUCAUUGAAAUUUUUUCUAUUUUCAAAAAGUUAACAUUCAAUCAUGUAAACUCUCCAUGUAAAUCUAAGACAGAUUUCCCAAAACAUUCUGGGGUUAAAAGACAGCUUCGAAAUACUAAUAAACUGUGACAAAAUUGAACUUUUUAAUCAAGUAAUGAAAUUAAGUAUUGACACAGAAUAUCCAGGUAGACCUAUGCAGUAUUUACCACUUAAGAAAGAAAAAGGGAGGAAAGGACAAUAUGUAUUUGCUGUUGUUUCAAUAAAAAUGGUAAAUGUAGGAUUUUUCCUGAGGUUUAUGGAAACAAGAAGAGCAAGAAUUCUGCUUCUCCUUCCACUGAAGUUACAAAACACAGUGAGAUAAUUUAAAUUUGAUAAAUUGAUGAAUUUCUAUAGAACAAUUAAACCAAAACGCAAAGAAAUGUCAUGUAUACACUCAAUAGCCCAUGUUUGAUGAGUGGAAAAAAUUGUGUCUCUUGUAUGUUUAAACUUUCAUCAAUGGCAAAGUAAAUAUGGAUUUUCUACUGAUGUGAUAUUCACAAAGUUUUGGGGACUAGGUGGUCCGGAGUUUUUUAAGGAUCUCACAUAUUCCAACAUUUCAAGUCCCAGCAGCUAUUUUUAUCCAUAUAUUGAAACAUGCAAGACAAUCCCCUUCAAAUUGGACAGUAAAGAUUUCAGAAACAAUGUUAGAAAAAGUGGUAUGUACAAGAUAAUCUCGAAUGUUGAAGUCAGAGAUAGAAAAAAAAUAGAUAAAGAUAUUAAAUCGGCUCUCCAGGAUCUUGUGAAAGAAAGUCCAUUUGGUCUGAGAAAAGAACAUCUGGAACAUGGAGUGAAAAUGAUUUCUUCGUUUGAGAAAAUUUUAAAUUUUGACAAAGACCUGGAAUGAAAUGGUCACCAAUAGUUCAAUGUCACCCAUAAGAGAAAAAAUAACCACAGAUUUGCACUGCAGUAGUUUUUCUUUUGCUAAAAAAGCUUAAGUCAACUUUGGGGAACAGCAGCCCUUUACGGCUUCACCGUGUCCCUCACAACUGGUUCAGAGAAUAUGUUGAAUUGAUUGAAAUACUUUUUUUGUAAUUAGAGCUAUAAUUACUGUUGUACUCAAGUCUAUCUUUUGUCUGGAUCUUUGUUGUCUGCUCUGUCCUGAGCUCUUGGCAAUAAAAAAAUUACAUUGAG